Molecule: messenger RNA, 709 nt
Organism: Owenia fusiformis
Lineage: Eukaryota; Metazoa; Annelida; Polychaeta; Sabellida; Oweniidae
Source: the annotation of a GenBank genome assembly
CCUUGAUAAGGAGUUCAAAAAAAGAAUCGAUGAAGAAAGCAAAGCUCUACCAAACCUCGAUGCACUACUUAAACUAUGUUCUAAUAGAAUUUUCAUUAUCGAUAACCGGUCCCCAAAUCGGAAAAACGAGGCUUCACGCUUUUAUAAAGCGUUGAAGAAAUGGGCCCUUGGUAUAAAUUACUGUACAGACAGUCAUAACCUUGCAAUAAUGAUGGCAAAAGAUAGAAAGAUUCGGGAUGCAAAGCUUGAUGCAGACUUGGAAAAAGAGUUAAAGAAAAAUAAACAACAACUUGAAAAGAAAACGAAGGAAAGAGGAAAGAAAAAGGAUGAAGAAAUGAAAAAGUUACUCACGCCAACAUCAAACCCCGACUCCAAUGUGACAAAUCAGCAUAUCGAAAAGAAAAAGGCUAUCAUGCGCUCAUAUAAAAAUGAUAUUGAAGAUUAUGAGAAUAAAUAUAAUGAUGCAGUUAAAGAACUUAAAAGUCGUUAUGAAGAGGAAAAACGCAAACCAAUAGAACCAUCGUCUAAUGUAUCGCAUACAAUAGCAAAAGCGAUAGGAACUGGUGCAGUGGGAGGAAUAGCUGGUGGAUUCUUUGGAGGACCGUUUGGUGCAGCAGCAGGAGCUGCAGGAGGUAUUGGUUCAUUUGCUGCAGGAAAGAAGUUAAAGGAUUCUUGUAAUAUUAUGUAGUCGUAUUGUAAAAUGAUGGAA